GCACUUCGUAAGCUGUUGCGCGCGCUCCCAAAACCGCGAUUAAAUGCAAGAUAUGCAAUUCGUUGCAAUAUGCAAUUAAGACAUCGCGACCUAGUACCGAAAAAUCACCUACUUUCGGACCAUAAAAAGAGAGAUAACGAGUACCUCGGGGCCGUAUUCCGAAACUAAGUGGUGACGCGUAUACUUGAAGAAACUGUGAGAUUCUGUAAACGCCGACAUUGUUACAUCGCCGAAGCAUCACCAAACCGAACUCUACGAUACGUAAGCUGUACAAAUAAAUCUUUUUGCACGGAAUCUCUGCCUCGUGUUUCUCGACACUCGGAGUCCCAACUCCUAAGACGAACCGAACCCUUGGAUCAUCCUCAAAAUUCCCGUUGUACCUGGAGAGGCACAACAAUAUAUAUAUAAUUAUAAUCGGCAAUACGUUGCAAGCGUUUCUACCAAGUAUGAUUGAAAAGAAUCGCGGUCAUGUUGUGGCGAUCUCAUCACUAGUAGCAUAUCAGGGCGCUACACAUGGUACGGUUUAUUGCCCCACAAAAUCCGCGGUCAAAGCACUUAUGGAAGCUGUCAGCGAUGAAUUACGUACAUAUAGCAAAGGUAAAUCCUUGAUUAAAUUCACUACCGUUUAUCCGGCUCUAGUACUUACUGGAAUUGUCAAAAAGCCAAGAAUAAGAUUUCCAAGUAUAAUGGGAGGAAUUCCACCGCAGAAAGCAGCUUCACUAAUAAUGGAUGCGUAAAGACAAAAUUUCAAAGAAAGAAGUAUACCUUCAGGUUGGCUGCCGAUAUUAUAUUU
Molecule: messenger RNA, 793 nt
Organism: Formica exsecta
Lineage: Eukaryota; Metazoa; Arthropoda; Insecta; Hymenoptera; Formicidae
Product: protein dhs-3-like
Exons: 4
Coding region: 447-737 (96 amino acids)
Cellular component (GO): lipid droplet
Molecular function (GO): oxidoreductase activity, acting on the CH-OH group of donors, NAD or NADP as acceptor
Source: RefSeq, a predicted model, not a curated record